Messenger RNA from Rhopilema esculentum, 3562 nucleotides. Its product is annotated as putative ATP-dependent RNA helicase DHX34. Gene Ontology annotation, cellular component: intracellular anatomical structure. Gene Ontology annotation, molecular function: helicase activity; ATP binding; RNA binding. The record is from RefSeq and is a predicted model, not a curated record. NCBI's taxonomy places the organism in Eukaryota, Metazoa, Cnidaria, Scyphozoa, Rhizostomeae, Rhizostomatidae.
AUGGUAUCCUCAGUUUCAAUGCGAGGCCCGAAUAUUUUUGCAAUGGCGGACAAGAGAUGGAAGUUGCAGUACAAUGUCCUCAAUGAAGUAUUUUUUGGCGACGACAAAAUAAUAAAAAGAGCUUCAGAAGAGUUUAAAGAGUUUUGGUCAUUUGUUGAAAAGUAUGAAAAUGCUAGAGCAAAAAGGUCUUUGGAUAUAGGGAAAAAGAAAGGAAGCUCUAGUGAAUUUGACAGGUUGAAAAGAUUAAACAUAGCACUGGACUACAAGGAGUUUGUUAAAAGAUACAAGGAAUUCAAGAAGAUACGUCACAUAGAUGAAGAAAAAGACUCCUUGUCAAAAGAAGAAAUUAAAGAAUUUGGAAACAUUAUCUUAUUUUUCAAAGACUUUCAGCAAAAAAGCAAUUUCAGCAAGAUAGCUAAACUAAGAAGAGACCAGGAAAACCUGCCAAUUAGACAAUACAAAGACCAAAUAAUACAUGCUGUGCAAUAUUUUCAAGCUGUGAUAAUAGCAGGGGAUACAGGAUGUGGAAAAUCGACACAGGUACCCCAGUAUUUGAUGUCAGCUGGUUUUCAGAAAAUUGCUUGCACACAGCCAAGAAGGAUAGCAUGCAUUUCUCUUGCAAAAAGGGUUGGAUAUGAAACACUGAAUGAAUAUGGAUCACAAGUUGCAUACCAGGUUCGAUUUGAUGCUAGCAAAACCCAAUUAACAAGAAUCUUGUUUCUUACUGAAGGACUUUUGCUACGUCAGUUGCAGACAGAUCCACAGUUGAAGCAGUAUAGCGUAAUUGUUGUUGAUGAGGUUCAUGAACGACACAUUAAUGGAGACUUUUUGCUUGGCGUUUUACGAUGUUUACUUGAACAGAGAAAGGACUUGAAAUUGGUGCUUAUGUCAGCAACAAUCAACAUAAGCUUAUUUGCUUCCUACUUUGAAGGUGCUCCUGUAGUUCACGUGCCUGGCAGGCUGUUUUCAAUUGAUAUGCAAUAUUUACCACAUUUUCUAGAGGCAAGAGAAAAGAAUGACCGAUCAGAGAGACUGGAUCCUUCGCCAUACCUACGAAUCAUGCAGCUUAUUGACAAUAAGUACCCAUCAUCAGAGCGAGGUGAUUUGCUUAUAUUCAUGAGUGGUAUGGCGGAAAUCGAGGCUGUCGUCGAUGCUGCAUCGGAGUAUGCGCAGAAGACAAAAAGGUGGAUUAUCCUUCCACUCCAUAGUUCCUUGUCAAUUGAGGACCAGGAUAAGGUUUUUGAUAUUGCACCCGAGGGCGUUCGCAAAUGUAUCGUUUCAACAAACAUCGCAGAAACAUCAAUAACAAUCGAUGGGAUAAGAUUCAUUGCAGACUCUGGCAAGGUAAAAGAGAUGAGCUUUGACAACCAGCUGAAAAUGCAAAGACUUCAAGAAUUCUGGAUCAGCCAAGCGAGUGCAGAGCAGCGAAAAGGGCGAGCUGGCCGCACCGGACCUGGUGUCUGUUUUCGUCUAUACUCUCGAGAGGAUUAUUCAGCAUUUGCUGAGUAUUCCACACCAGAAAUCCAACGGGUACCAUUGGAUAACCUCGUUUUACAAAUGGCCAAUCUCGGUCUGAGGGACCCAAUGAAAUUCCCGUUCAUUGAGUCUCCACCAAAGUCAAGUCUAGAGGGUGCAACUUUUUUUUUAAAGCAGCAAAAUGCGCUAAGUGAAGAGGGGUGUCUCACCCCAAUUGGGAAGAUGCUUGCUCAGCUCCCAGUUGACGUCGUUGUUGGGAAAAUGCUUAUAAUGGGGACAUUGUUUGACAUGGUUGAACCUGUGUUGAUUAUUGCAGCAGCUUUGUCUGUUCAGUCGCCGUUUACCAGAAGAAUUGGAGAUGAGUAUCAAGUAGACGUGGACCAUAGACGCUCUGAGUUGCAGUCUGAGCACGGAGAUCCAUUCACCUUGCUUAACGUUUACGACCAGUGGAUUCGCUUGAAAGCAGACAGGCAAUCCAGCACUCGAAAGUGGUGUAAGAGACGAGGCAUCGAAGAAGAGCGACUUUACGAAAUCUCGAAACUGAAGCGACAGUUCGAAAGAUUGCUAUCGGACUAUAAACUAGUUGAAAGAAAAUCAUCGGACAAGAAAAGCGACGAAGAGCUUAAAAAGUUCGCAGGCGAAAAACGAAGGCUUGUUGAUUUGAAACGAGAAUAUCACCAACAAACGCGAAAGCGGAAAGUGCUCAAAUUGUAUGAGAAAAAAGAGGAGGACAGUGAUGAGGAUGAUGAUAAAAUAGAUAUUCAAGCAGUGCAAUUUGAGCUUACACAUAAUCUAAGCAAACUGCAACGUUCUAUAACCAAUCGUGAUUUCUCUUAUUUGGAAGUGAACAUUCUCAAGAUAAUAAUUUGCAGUGGUCUUUAUCCUCAGGUUGCAGUUGCUGAUGAGAGUAACCCAUGGAAAAGGGUUUCAGAUAUGGCAUUUCACAGCAAAGAGAAGCAGUUUCUGAGUCUGCACCCAAGCUCAGUAUAUGCUGCUAAGCCGGAGCUCCUUAUUCAAGAUCAAGCCGAAAUAAAAGGAAAAACAGAAGGGCGUCUUGAAAACAACAAAGAGCUUCUAGCAUUUGUGUCGUUAUUGGAAACAAAUAAGCCGUACAUAGUUAAUUCAAUGCGCACACCAAUGUUACAAACGCUGCUUUUGUUUUCAAGGAAUCUGGACACGAAUUCAGACUUCACUCGUGUUGUCUGUGACGGGUGGAUUGACAUAGGAUUCAAAGACGGCAGCACGGCACAGAGAUUGUUGUCAGACUUGGUUAAGCUGCGAAGUGCCUGGGAGAGGCUCCUUGAAAUCCGUCUCUCCUUGGUUGAAAGACAGGAAAAUCAUUUUGAAAAUGACCAUGUUAUGCGGCUACAGAGAAGUGUCUCUCGCAAACUAGCUGAAUUUAUCGAUUCGAAUAUAAAGUAUACCCAACGCAGAGUACUGUCAUCAGAAUCUGGGUAUCUAUAUGUAGCUUCGUUUGGCAGAGACGAAGACAAGGGUGCUGGGGAAGACCAAAUUGAUGUGGGUGAAACGGAGAGUACGGAAGAGACUGCAAAAGUAAAACUUGAUUUGUUUGGGUAUUCUGACGGUGUGCCACAUCCAACAAAGGGUGGUGUGCGUGUUACGGAAUAUUUGACUUACGCUUGUCUAAGAGAUGACCUCAGCGUUGCGGUGGCGCAAGGGCAGGCUGAAUUCUUACGCGAACAUUACCACUGCGCGACAUGCGGUGCCCAUUUGAUAUGUAACGUGCUUGAAAGACUGAAACACGACAGCGAGUGUCAAUCAAACCAAAACACAAAUGAAGAUACUCAUAGCAUAAAGAAAACAUCAGAUGAGGACAAAGCUUAUACGACUUCUAAGGAUGAAGAAGCGAAAUCUCCUCAAACUGCUGCUAUCGUACCAAAAGCGACUGUGAUACCGAAAACAAAGUACUUGUGCACAGUUUGUGAGAAGGAGUUCGACUUUACUCCAGUUGAGGUAUUAAAGCAUAAACGAUCCCACCGAUAAGAUAUAGGUAACAUGGUAAAUGUUCUUUAGCAAAUAACCAUGUAUCUGGUUCUUCAAUCUAAUGAAAUUCAAAAACGCUUUA